AUGGAGACCCCAAUCGAAAAGCUGGAAACGCCCUCUGAAGAUGUGAUUCCGGUGGAUAGGAUCAGCAAUUUACCGGAUUCAAUACUUUGCCAUAUAUUUUCCUUUCUGGAAACAAAAACUGUGGUGGCAACUAGCAUUUUCUCCCAAAGAUGGAAGAUUCUAUGGAGUAAGGUAACGACCCUUGAUUUUGUUUGUUGCAAACCCAAACCAGAAACGGUCAAGAUGAAUUUUGCCCAGUUCGUCAAUCGGGUUCUGCUUCACGUUGAUGCUGGCAGCUUGGACAAGUUUCGGCUCAAAUGGUUGGAAGGAUGCGAAGCUGUUUAUGUUAAUAUGUGGGUAAGCUAUGCCAUUGCUAGAAAUGUUCGAGUUCUGAAACUGAAUUUACGAAUUAUUGGUGCUGAUGGAAACGAUUACAGUGUGGCUCAUGUUCCUGCUGCCCUUUUCACUUGUGUGACAUUGGAAAACCUCACAUUGAGAGGGCCUAUUAUGGUGUCCCUUCAACAGCUUAUAUCUAGUUGUCCUGUGCUUGAGAGUCUCAAAGUCGAAAGGGACGUCAAUGAUAAUGUUCUGGUUUAUAAAAUUAGUUCCCCUUCACUCAGACAGCUUAGAUUUCAUAAUUAUAAUGGAAAGGACUCCAUUGAGAUGGAUGGGAAAAAGUUGGAAAUUGACACCCCAACUCUUCAAGUGCUCCAAUUGUGGGAUUGUGAAUGGAAAGAAUUCUCUGUGAACGGCCUAAUGCAUGUCAAUGAUGUGAAACUGAACCUGGAUCUUUCCUUUGGUGACUUGCUUGGCGAAGUGGUUAGUGAAAGAUGCAACUCGAUUGUAAAGGUAAUUGAGGCUCUGCACCAUGUGAAAUAUCUGAAAUUAGAGGGAACAAUCAUGAAAGCUCUCAGCAAGGCCACUACCCCCUUGUUGCUCGGUUUGCAAGAUUGA
Molecule: messenger RNA, 933 nt
Organism: Oldenlandia corymbosa var. corymbosa
Lineage: Eukaryota; Viridiplantae; Streptophyta; Magnoliopsida; Gentianales; Rubiaceae
Source: the annotation of a GenBank genome assembly